Molecule: messenger RNA, 1168 nt
Organism: Aplosporella prunicola CBS 121167
Lineage: Eukaryota; Fungi; Ascomycota; Dothideomycetes; Botryosphaeriales; Aplosporellaceae
Exons: 3
Coding region: 44-1168 (374 amino acids)
Biological process (GO): cellular response to amino acid stimulus; regulation of autophagy; cellular response to starvation
Cellular component (GO): nucleus; fungal-type vacuole membrane; Gtr1-Gtr2 GTPase complex
Molecular function (GO): GTPase activity; GTP binding
Source: RefSeq, a predicted model, not a curated record
CUGAGCUCCGACUACGACUACGACGAAGACGACGCCGCCCACGAUGAACAUUAAGAAGCAGAAGCAGCGCAAGGUGCUGCUCAUGGGCAAGAGCGGCGCCGGCAAGUCGUCGAUGCGCUCCAUCGUCUUCAGCAACUAUGUCGCCAAGGACGUCCGCCGCCUGGGAGCAACCAUCGACGUCGAGCACAGCAACAUCAAGUUCAUGGGCAACCUUAUGCUCAACCUAUGGGACUGCGGAGGCCAGGACGGCUUCGUCGAGAACUACCUCACGCACCAGCGCCACCACAUAUUCACCUCGGUCGCCGUCCUGAUCUUCGUCUUCGACAUCGAGUCGCGCGACUUUGCAUCCGACGUGCUGUCGUACCAGAACAUCAUCCAGGCCCUGCAUGAGUCGUCACCCAAUGCCAAGAUUUUCUGCCUCAUCCACAAGAUGGACCUCGUCCAGGCGCGCCUGCGCCUGUCGCUCUUCGAGGAGCGCGCCGACUACAUCCGCCAGGCCAGCAUGCAGUUUGGCUUCGGUGACACGGUCGAAUUCUUCGCCACGAGCAUCUGGGACCAGAGUCUGUACAAAGCGUGGACGCAGAUCAUAUAUUACUUGAUUCCGAAUGCGGGCGUCAUCGAGGCGCUUCUGCGGCAGUUGGCCGAGGUCAUUGACGCAAGAGAGCUGAUACUAUAUGAGCGGACGACGUGUUUAAUGGUCACGCACGUCACGCGCGGCACUGAGAGCAGCAACCCAUUCACGGACCGCUUUGAACGCAUUUCCAGCAUUCUCAAGACGCACAAGCAGUCAAUGGCCGGAAGCAAACAUACGUCCCUCCCCCCAUCUCACGCCAACUUUGCGGAAAUGCAGAUCAAGACGGGCCGCUUCAUGUUCUUCAUCACGCGGCUGACAGAGAACACCAACCUGGCGGCCUCGAUCCCGCCGUCGGAGCAAGUCUUCAACGCCGCGCGCGUCAACAUCAGCCUUGCGCGGGCUCGCUUCGCCGAACUCGACGUCAUGACGGGCAAGCAUCGGACGGGCAUGCAGCAGCAGUUCGUCAACAACAGCCUGGACGAGGGCCGCGCGGACGCCGGCGACAGGGGCCCAGCGGCGGAAGGCGGGGCCGCGGCAGCGGGCGGCGGCACUGGCAUGAGCGCCAUGGCCAGCAUGGGGCCCUAUGCUGGGUGA